Molecule: messenger RNA, 1761 nt
Organism: Neomonachus schauinslandi (Hawaiian monk seal)
Lineage: Eukaryota; Metazoa; Chordata; Mammalia; Carnivora; Phocidae
Gene: ACOT11
Product: acyl-CoA thioesterase 11
Exons: 16
Coding region: 1-1761 (586 amino acids)
Cellular component (GO): extracellular exosome
Molecular function (GO): thiolester hydrolase activity; lipid binding
Source: RefSeq, a predicted model, not a curated record
AUGAAGGGCAUCGCGUCUGUGUUCUCGGGCCGCACGUCCCGGAAGUCAGCCUCUCGCGCAGAGCACGCCGACGGUGCCAUGGUGGACAGUGAGGGGUACCGGAGCCCCACGGAGGUGCAGAUGAGCCAGAUGGUGCUGCCUUGCCACACCAACCAGCGCGGCGAGCUGAGUGUCGGGCAGCUGCUCAAGUGGAUCGACACCACCGCCUGCCUGUCCGCCGAGAGGCACGCUGGCUGCCCCUGCGUCACCGCUUCCAUGGACGAUAUCUACUUUGAGCACACCAUUAGUGUCGGACAAGUGGUGAAUAUCAAGGCCAAGGUGAACCGGGCCUUCAACUCCAGCAUGGAGGUGGGCAUCCAGGUGGCCUCUGAGGACCUGUGCUCUGAGAAGCAGUGGAGUGUGUGCAAGGCCUUGGCCACCUUUGUGGCCUACCGGGAGCUCUCCAAGGUGAAGCUGAAGCAGACCACGCCACGGACGGAGGAGGAGAAGACGGAGCACAGCGUGGCAGCUGAGCGCCGGCGCAUGCGGUUGCUCUACGCGGACACCAUCAAGGACCUCCUGGCCAACUGCGCCAUUCAGGAUGAUCUGGAAAGCAGGGACUGCAGCUGCAUGGUGCCGGCCGAGAAGACCCGUGUGGAGAGCGUGGAGCUGGUCCUGCCUCCUCAUGCCAAUCACCAAGGCAAUACCUUUGGGGGUCAAAUCAUGGCCUGGAUGGAGAACGUGGCCACCAUCGCAGCCAGCCGCCUGUGCCGCGCCCACCCUACGCUGAAGGCCAUUGAGAUGUUCCACUUCCGGGGCCCCUCCCAGGUCGGGGACCGCCUAGUGCUCAAGGCCAUCGUGAACAACGCCUUCAAACAUAGCAUGGAGGUGGGCGUGUGCGUGGAGGCUUACCGCCAGGAGGCUGAGACCCAUCGGCGACACAUCAACAGUGCCUUCAUGACCUUCGUGGUCCUGGACGCGGAUGAGCAGCCUCGGACACUGCCCUGGAUUCGGCCCCAGCCUGGGGAUGGCGAGCGGCGCUACCGAGAGGCUAGUGCCAGGAAGAAGAUCCGACUGGACAGGCGAUACAUCGUGUCCUGUAAACAGGCAGAAAUGCCCCUCUCUGUCCCCUGGGACCCUAGCAACCAGGUGUACCUGAGCUACAACAAUGUCUCCUCCCUGAAGAUGCUCGUGGCCAAGGACAACUGGGUGCUGUCUUCGGAGGUCAACCAGGUCCGCCUGUACACUCUGGAGGAAGACAAGUUCCUCUCCUUCCACAUGGAGAUGUCAGUGCACGUGGACACCACCCAGGCCUUCCUGCUGCUCUCGGACCUGCUUCGGAGGCCCGAGUGGGACAAGCACUACCGGAGCGUGGAGCUAGUGCAGCAGGUGGAUGAGGACGAUGCCAUCUACCAUGUCAUCAGCCCUGUCCUUGGUGGCGAUGCCAAGCCCCAGGACUUUGUGAUCCUGGCCUCUCGGCGGAAACCUUGUGAUAACGGGGACCCCUAUGUCAUUGCGAUGCGGUCAGUUACGCUGCCCACACACCCCGAGAUGCCAGCAUAUAGACGCGGGGAGACCCUCUGCUCGGGUUUCUGCUUCUGGAGAGAGGGGGACCAGCUGACCAAGGUGUCCUACUACAACCAGGCUACCCCGGGCUUUCUCAACUACGUGACCACCAACGUGGCUGGUCUCUCCUCAGAGUUCUACACCACCUUCAAGGCCUGUGAGCAGUUCCUGCUGGACAACCGGAACGACCUGGCGCCCAGCCUGCAGACCCUCUAA